AUGCGGCGCCGAAAUUUUUGCGCCACCACUUGUGAGAGUUGCAAAGCGUUUUUCCGGAGAACUGCCCUCAGAAUUACCGUAUUGCACUGCGCCUCCAAUGGGUUGUGCGAAAUCACUGCCCAAACCCGCAAACUAUGUCAAAAAUGUAGACUUCAAAAGUGUUUAGCCAUUGGAAUGAGAAACGAUAAAGAGCUGAGCGAACAGAUCGACGAAAUCAAUAGCUGUUUAACGGGAGAAACGGAAGCGACGAAACAAAUCCGGCAAAAGUCGGCUGCGAUGGCAAUCGUACCGAUAGUCAAACCUAUUGUCGACUACUGCGGCAUAAAUCAAUUGGAGAGCAGCCGUAUGACAGAGUUGUCGGACGCGUGCCUAGUAUUCAAUUACCCGUCACUGAGCGACAAUAGGGUGACCACAACUGAUUUACUAGAGUUAAUGAUCAUUACAAACCGGAUGACAGAGGUUCUCAUACAAGACGUGAUCACUUUUACCAAACGUUUGCGAGGGUUUCAAAAGUUUUGCGCCGACGACCAGUUGGCGCUCUUAAAGCACGGCUUUCUCGAUAUCAUUUAUCUCCAGGGCUUUACUUGUUAUGAUCCCGAGAGGCAAGAGUUUAAUUAUUCCAUAGUGAGUUGA
Molecule: messenger RNA, 633 nt
Organism: Medioppia subpectinata
Lineage: Eukaryota; Metazoa; Arthropoda; Arachnida; Sarcoptiformes; Oppiidae
Source: the annotation of a GenBank genome assembly